AAACUUUCGCACCUGAGGUCUUCACUUUUAUAUUCUCUUCUACUAUUAGUCUUUUGUCCUAAGCUGCCCCAUAUACAAUCAUGUCUAUCCCAACUUCUUCUUCUUCUCCUUCUUCUCCUUUUGUUUUCAUUUGCUUCCUCAUCAUUUUCUUGCUUACUCUAACCACACCCAUUUCUCUGUCCAAAACCGCCAGACGCCAACUCUCCGUUGAUUACUAUGCAAAAUCUUGCCCCCAACUUGAGCAACUUGUAGGUUCUGUAACCAGCCAACAGUUCAAAGAAACACCAGUUUCAGGACCAGCCACCAUUCGCCUUUUCUUCCAUGAUUGCUUUGUGGAUGGCUGCGAUGGGUCUAUAUUGAUAUCAACAGUGCCAGGAAGCAAAGUGUUAGCAGAGAAGGAUGCAAUGGAUAACAAAGACCUAAGAAAGGAGGGGUUUGAGAGCAUAACAAAAGCCAAGGCCUUAGUGGAGAGCAAGUGCCCUGGUAUUGUAUCUUGUGCAGACAUUCUUGCAAUUGCAGCUAGAGAUUUUGUCCAUUUGGCUGGGGGGCCUUAUUACCAGGUGAAGAAAGGAAGGUGGGAUGGCCAAUUGUCAAUGGCAUCAUGGGUACCCUCAAAUCUACCCCAUUCAAAUUACACCAUUGAUCAGCUGAUCAAACUCUUUAACGCAAAGGGGCUGACAGUUGAGGACCUGGUGGUUCUUUCAGGGGCACAUACAAUUGGGUUCGCCCAUUGCAACCAAUUUGUGAGCCGGCUCUAUGACUAUCAUGGCACCAAGAAGCCUGACCCUGCCAUUGAUCCGAGACUACUAAAGGCUCUAAGAAUGUCAUGCCCACAUUCUGGUGGUAACACUGAUAUUGUUGCACCAUUUGAUGUUACCACUCCUUUUGUGUUUGAUCAUGCCUAUUAUGCAAAUUUGGAAGGUAAAUUGGGGUUGUUAGCCUCGGACCAAGCUUUAUUUUUGGACCCGAGAACCAAGUCUCUUGUUCAAGAAUUCGGAAAGGAUAAGCACAAGUUUUUCCAAGCUUUUGCAGUAGCAAUGGAUAAAAUGGGCUCAAUAGGUGUUAAAAGAGGAAGAAAACAUGGGGAGAAAAGAAAAGACUGUAGUGUCCACAUGUAA
Messenger RNA from Pistacia vera, 1118 nucleotides. Its product is annotated as peroxidase 19. Gene Ontology annotation, biological process: hydrogen peroxide catabolic process; response to oxidative stress. The transcript has 3 exons. The record is from RefSeq and is a predicted model, not a curated record. Lineage: Eukaryota; Viridiplantae; Streptophyta; Magnoliopsida; Sapindales; Anacardiaceae. Gene Ontology annotation, molecular function: heme binding; peroxidase activity. The coding region runs from base 81 to 1118 and encodes 345 amino acids.